This is a messenger RNA of Xiphophorus hellerii (green swordtail), 2113 nucleotides long. It is a transcript of the gene actr1b, whose product is annotated as actin related protein 1B. The record is from RefSeq and is a predicted model, not a curated record. Bases 131 to 1261 code for a protein of 376 amino acids. The transcript is spliced from 11 exons. Lineage: Eukaryota; Metazoa; Chordata; Actinopteri; Cyprinodontiformes; Poeciliidae.
AGCAGGCAGAAGCAGCGGCGGCGGACUGCACAGUGACAGGGCGUUAUUUUUUUUUACAUGCUUACAACACUAAACGAAGACGGUGACACUCGUGGAUCGCUAGGAACGUGUCUGAAAAACCCUGUCCGUCAUGGAGUCCUAUGACAUUUUAGCUAACCAGCCGGUGGUUAUUGAUAAUGGGUCGGGGGUCAUAAAGGCUGGUUUUGCUGGUGACCAGAUCCCCAAAUACUGCUUCCCUAACUAUGUGGGACGUCCCAAGCAUGUGCGCGUGAUGGCUGGAGCCUUGGAGGGAGAUCUGUUCAUCGGACCCAAGGCAGAGGAGCACAGGGGCUUGCUGUCGGUGCGCUACCCGAUGGAGCAUGGGAUAGUGAACGACUGGAACGACAUGGAGAGGAUCUGGCAGUACGUUUACUCCAAGGAGCAGCUGCAGACCUUCUCAGAGGAGCAUCCUGUGCUGCUGACUGAGGCUCCUCUUAACCCCAGUAAGAACAGAGAGAAGGCCGCAGAGAUCUUCUUUGAGACCUUCAACGUUCCUGCGCUCUUCAUCUCCAUGCAGGCCGUGUUGAGCUUAUAUGCCACCGGCCGCACCACUGGGGUGGUGCUGGACUCUGGUGACGGUGUGACCCACGUGGUGCCCAUCUACGAGGGCUUCGCCAUCCCACACUCCAUCAUGCGUGUGGACAUCGCCGGCAGAGACGUCUCCCGAUACCUCCGUCUGCUGCUGCGCAAGGAAGGCUACAACUUCAACACAUCAGCUGAGUUUGAGGUGGUGCGCACCAUCAAAGAGAGAGCCUGCUAUCUGUCCCUGAACCCUCAGAAGGAUGAGACUUUAGAAACGGAGAAGGCUCAGUAUGUCCUUCCUGAUGGAAGCACUUUAAAUAUCGGACCGGCCAGAUUCCGUGCCCCAGAGCUGCUGUUCAGACCCGACCUGAUCGGAGACGAGAGCUCAGGAAUCCACGAGGUCCUGGCCUACGCCAUCCAGAAGUCUGACAUGGACCUGCGGCGCACGCUCUUUUCCACCAUCGUACUAUGCGGCGGGUCAACACUGAUCAAAGGGUUUGGAGAGAGGCUACUAACUGAGGUCAAAAAACUCGCACCAAAAGACGUGAAGAUCAAGAUCUCCGCUCCCCAGGAACGGCUGUACUCCACAUGGAUCGGCGGCUCCAUCUUGGCGUCGUUGGACACCUUUAAGAAGAUGUGGGUGUCCAAGCGGGAAUAUGAAGAAGACAGAGCGCGUGCCAUCCACAGGAAGACCUUCUAGAUUUGGAUCGGCGCCACGCGUACGCCAGCCCCUUCCCAUCAGAACUGCCCUCAGAACCCCUCCCUGCCCACACUCCCCCUCUGCCCCCCAGUCACCCUGCAGCUGAACAUCCCCUGACAUCCUGCAGCAAUUUGUCCAUCGUCCUUUCUGAACCCCGCCCCAGAUCUGAACCACUGCGGGUCCCCAAAACCAGGCUUUUGUGUAUGCUGGGGGCCCCAUGUUGACCCCAGGGUUGCUCCUGCUGUUGGGUGGCGGUGGCAGCACCCUCCACACUUACCAAACAGUCACACCCAGAGGGCCGUCAGGGACCCUCAAAGGACACCUCAGAGGGCGGAGGGGUCAACACUGUGGACUCCUGUUGCUGAGUUUCCAUUGAAGUAUUGGGGUGCUCUCUUGCCUCUGCAGCCCUGUGAGGUGUAAGAUAUCAAAUCUAAAUCAACCUAAAUAUUAUUUACUGUUGAAGUUUCCAUUCCAGACCGAAGGUUAGAUUGAUUUUUUUUUUGUCUGUCUGUUUGGACUUUUUCUCUCUGACAGUUAGCUUUUACACAGCAAACAUCUGAAAUACUGCAGCAGCGCUUUAUCAUUUUAUAUAUAUAUACAGUUGUAGUCAGUUAAGGAUCACCACUGUAUUAUAGAUCAGAACUGCAGUCCAAAUGAAUUGUUUCUGUCAUUAUGACAUGUUUCUGUUUAUGGAAAGGUUCUUCUUAUCCGAGCUGACGGAUUAAAAACUUGUGGGAAAUGCCUUGAUUUAUUUAUUGCUUGUUGUUUUUUUUUAUAACCCGAUUGAAAAGGUGUUUUCAGCCUGAGUGUCACAUUCAGGGCUGUUCUGUUUUCUGCUGAUUUUUGUGGCUA